This is a messenger RNA of Hevea brasiliensis (rubber tree), 1790 nucleotides long. RefSeq lists its product as uncharacterized. Gene Ontology annotation, molecular function: GTP binding; GTPase activity. Lineage: Eukaryota; Viridiplantae; Streptophyta; Magnoliopsida; Malpighiales; Euphorbiaceae. The transcript is spliced from 6 exons. The record is from RefSeq and is a predicted model, not a curated record. Bases 198 to 1412 code for a protein of 404 amino acids.
UGGCAAAAUAUGAUUGGCAUGAGAAUGAAGUCAUAGCUAGAGACAGGCCGGAGGUGAUCCCUGCUGCGUGUCAACAUUUCUCUUUUCACUCUCUUCUACUAGGAGUCUAACGUUUAGAAAAUCUCAGGCAUCCAAACCGUUAACUGAUUUUCAGAUUCAAUUUGAGAACAAUUUGGGGAAAAAAAGUAGGCGAAGAAAUGGAAUCGUCCGAUCGCACAGCUCUGGAGAACCGUCCCGGCAUCUUCAUGAUCGGAUCCUCCAACGUUGGCAAACGCACUCUUCUCUCUCGAUUACUGUCGGUGGAUUUUGAAGAUGCUUCUGAUUCAUCAUUUGAAGUACUCGCCCAUGGGUGGACUAUCAAUACAAAGUAUUACACAGCAGACGUUUCUGUAUGGAUGGCUCAUCUUCAUGACGAAUUCUCCAUCAGGACCCUCCCAAGUUAUAACCGCCUGGCUGCCUUAGUGAUGAUCUUUGACAUGAGUGAUUUAUCAUCUCUCAUUGCACUUCAGAACUGGGUGUCUCAGAUUGAUAUUCAGAAGUUUGAAAUAUUAUUAUGUAUUGGAAACAAAGUGGAUCUAAUUCCGGGUCAUCCAGUUCAUGCUGAAUACAGAAGACGCCUAGAGAAACUUGAAGAUUCUUCUGCUGAUUCUCUUACAAAAUUCUAUGAGUUUGGGAUUUCUGAAACUGAAGGAAGUAGUCUUUUGGGUGGUGAGGAUCCUGCGGUGGAGAUCAAGAAGUCAUGUCUUGAAUGGUGCACUGAGUAUAACAUUGAGUACAUUGAAGCGUGUGCCUCCAAUGCUGAUUUUGACAGAUGUUUAUCAACUGAUGGUGAUUCACAAGGAGUUGAACGUCUCUUUGGUGCUCUUUCUGCUCAUAUGUGGCCUGGAAUGAUCCUAAAAUCUGGGAAGAGCAUAAUUCAGCCAGCAUUGCCUAAUAAAGAAGACUUGUCAGAAGAAGAAUCUGAUUAUGAAUUCGAGUAUGAACUUCUGUCUGUCAGUUCAGCCGAACCAUGGGAUGACACAAAUGGAGGAUGGGUUUCUGCAAAUGGUAGUAGUUCUGUAUUGGAUAUAGGGGCAUCAGUUAAUCAUAAUAAUCAUACUACAGAACAUGAUCGAGAUAAUUGGGUGAAGUUUGACAAUGAAGAGCUACAGCCCUCAACAUCAAUGGUGGAAUUGCAGGAUGAUAAGGAAGCGGUGCCCAAAGUAGCAGAUCCUAACAAAGACGCAGAAACAAAUGAGGUUACACCUUUUGAAUUUGAGGACCUAGAGCAGUUAAUGUCUGAGAUUGGAAAUAUGCGUGACAAUUUGAGGUUUAUGCCUGAUUUUCAAAGGAGAGAAAUGGCUGCAGAACUGGCCAUGAAAAUGGCUACCAUGUUUGGUGGUGGUAGUGAUGAUGAAGAGGAGUUUGAUUGAUCAAAUGGAAAUCAAAGACAGUCUUUAGAGUAAUUAGCUUUAUCUUUAUAGCCCUCAAAACCCAUUGUUAACUAUUUUAGAUGUUGAUGAUAAGUUCAAUCUUUAACCAGGACGAAAGAGAUGAGCUUUUGGAAUUUGUAUGUUAUGUUUGCUCACUUCUUCAGUUUUAGUACAAGUGGCUGAUUAGGAAUGACUCCACGUUGUUUUAUGCGCUAUCAUUUACACUUGAGAUACCGUUGGGCAAAACUUGAAUAUAUGUUGUAACAGUGGAAAUGUUGGAUAUGCUUGUAGCCGUUUUUGCAUAUGGGGACACAUUUGUUAUGCUCCUUUUUUUUUACAUGUUAAUAAAAUAACUGACAAUGCACUGCAUUAGCUGCA